Molecule: messenger RNA, 1007 nt
Organism: Populus trichocarpa (black cottonwood)
Lineage: Eukaryota; Viridiplantae; Streptophyta; Magnoliopsida; Malpighiales; Salicaceae
Product: ATP synthase subunit b', chloroplastic
Exons: 1
Coding region: 188-850 (220 amino acids)
Biological process (GO): proton motive force-driven ATP synthesis
Molecular function (GO): proton transmembrane transporter activity
Source: RefSeq, a predicted model, not a curated record
CCUCCACCACUUCCUCUUGCCCAUUACAAACCUCAUCAAUUUGAGUGGCAAAGAGAGAGAUAACCCCUCCUCCCAAAACCCCCUCUCCAUUUCCACACAAAAUCUACCAAUUCCACCAUCAACAGUCAUCACCUCUCACACUCCUAAGGACACUACGACUCCAAAUUUUGGUCUUCAGUCAUCAGCCAUGGCCAACAUGAUCAUGGGCACCUCCAAACCUCUCAUCACCCUCUCAUCCUCUUCCCUCCCCACCAACUCCAAGCCCAAACUCCAAAUCCCACGACUUUCCUUCCCUAAACUCCUCAAAAUCACCAAACCCCAACUCCUGUCUCUCUCGACUUCCACUCUUAAGUCCCUCUCUCUCAUUGCAGCCACUUCUUUAACCUUCGCACCACCUUCUUUAGCUGAAGAAAUAGAAAAGGCUGCACUCUUUGACUUCAACUUAACACUUCCAAUAAUCAUGGUUGAGUUCUUGGUCCUCAUGGUUGCCUUGGACAAAAUCUGGUUCAGCCCACUUGGUAAUUUCAUGGAUGAAAGGGAUGCAGCUAUAAAGGAGAAGCUAAGCAGUGUUAAAGAUACUUCAGAAGAAGUUAAGCAACUUGAAGAACAGGCUGCUGCUGUUAUGAGAGCAGCAAGGGCGGAAAUAUCGGCUGCGUUGAAUAAAAUGAAGAAGGAAACACAGGGUGAAGUAGAGCAGAAGUUGGCUGAAGGAAGGAAGAAAAUUGAGGCUGAGUUGCAAGAAGCAUUGGCUAAAUUGGAUACUCAGAAAGAGGAGACUAUUAAAGCACUUGAUUCACAAAUUGCUGCUCUUAGCGAUGAGAUUGUUAAGAAGGUGCUUCCUGUUCAAUAAAGUUGUUAUCUUGAUGGUUUAGUAUCUUCUUAUAUUUUGUGAAAUUGGAAAUGAAUUCCAUUUAUUAAUGUCUAUAUUUUCUGAAAUAUACUGAUGUUAUGCAAUGAAAGGAGUGAAUUGUAGAAAAAAAUUUCCCUCUCCUUUCUUUCUUGUUGCA